Messenger RNA from Siniperca chuatsi (mandarin fish), 1421 nucleotides. It is a transcript of the gene snrpa, whose product is annotated as small nuclear ribonucleoprotein polypeptide A. Gene Ontology annotation, cellular component: U1 snRNP. Gene Ontology annotation, molecular function: U1 snRNA binding. The record is from RefSeq and is a predicted model, not a curated record. Lineage: Eukaryota; Metazoa; Chordata; Actinopteri; Centrarchiformes; Sinipercidae. Bases 89 to 937 code for a protein of 282 amino acids. The transcript has 7 exons. Gene Ontology annotation, biological process: mRNA splicing, via spliceosome.
AACGGCUUCUGUGUCGUUUCUUAACGCGAGAACAGAGCACGGGAUUUGUGAAGGCUGGGGUUUUCAUUCAUCAUUCCGAGGUUAGAAGAUGGCCACUCCGGAUGUACGGCUCAAUCAUACAAUCUACAUCAACAACUUGAAUGAGAAAAUCAAGAAAGAUGAGUUGAAAAAGUCGCUGUACGCCAUCUUCUCACAGUUCGGACAGAUUUUGGACAUCUUGGUCGCACGAAACCUGAAGAUGAAGGGUCAGGCCUUUGUUAUUUUCAAAGAGAUUAACAGCGCUUCCAAUGCUCUGAGAUCCAUGCAGGGAUUUCCUUUUUACGACAAACCCAUGCGUAUCCAGUAUUCCAAGCAGGACUCAGACAUCAUAGCUAAAAUGAAGGGGACUUAUGUGGAGCGUGACCGUAAAAAAGAGAAGAAGAAGGUCAAAGGAGCUGAUGCAGCGGGGGCUAAGAAGGGUGUACCGGGAGCUGCUGCACCCAUGGUUGCUGGGGUACCUGCUGCCAUGCCAGGAAUGCCUCCUAUGAGCCAGGCUCCCCGUAUGAUGCACAUGCCAGGCCAGCCGCCUUAUAUGCCCCCUCCUGGCAUGAUGCCUCCCCCGGGGAUGGCACCUGGUCAGAUGCCCCCUGGUGCCAUGCCUCCUGGCCAGAUGAUGCCCGGACAGAUGCCUGGACAAAUGCCCCAGCAGAUUGCAGAGAAUCCUCCCAAUCACAUCCUCUUCCUCACCAACCUGCCAGAGGAGACAAACGAACUCAUGCUCUCCAUGCUCUUCAACCAGUUCCCCGGGUUCAAGGAGGUGCGUCUGGUCCCUGGUCGCCACGACAUCGCCUUUGUGGAGUUUGACAAUGAAGUGCAGGCCGGUGCUGCACGAGACGCACUACAAGGCUUUAAGAUCACACAAGCAAAUGCUAUGAAGAUCUCAUUUGCUAAGAAAUAACACCUCAAGACCGUUUCUUCUUACACGCUCACACACACAGGUCUUUUUAAAAAAUAUACAGCAGUGACCCGAACUAAAACAUUUUUAGAAUUUGACAUUUGCUGAUCAGUACAGCACGGACGGUGUUGUUUUUUUUUUGUUUUUUUUUUCUCCUCGGGAUUACAUGUAAGUAUACAUACAUUUUUUGCAUCAAGUUGCUGUGUUUUGUCGUGCCACACUGACAGAACUCAUGACAUAAAGUAAUGGUCAGGUAAAUUUAUGGAGGAGUUCUGCAUCCCUGAUACAAAUUCCACAAAGGUCACAGCUGGUUUAUCUUUUUUUUUUUUUUAGCUUUAUACUCAAACCCAUGAGCAACUUGAUGUGUAUUCUGUUUGUUAGAUGUUUUUUUACUGUUUGUCAUAAAGCAUUGCACCCAGUGUCUGGUCUGCCAGACAUUGUACCUGGAGCUUUUUCUUUUUAUAAUUAAAACUUCUUUGAGAUGGUG